This is a messenger RNA of Fraxinus pennsylvanica, 6846 nucleotides long. Lineage: Eukaryota; Viridiplantae; Streptophyta; Magnoliopsida; Lamiales; Oleaceae. The record is from the annotation of a GenBank genome assembly.
AUGGCCAAUUCUGGUGCCAAGUUUGUGUCUGCGAAUCUGAACAAGUCUUAUGGACAGCAGCACCAGCCUUCUCAUUAUGCUCAUCAUUCAGCUUUUAGUGGCAGCAGUGGUUCUUAUGGGCAGGUUGGCACUGGGGCUCGGGGGCGCCCUGGGAGUGGAGGUACGGGAAUGGUGUUGUUGUCAAGGAAUAGGGUUACACAGAAGGCUGGUCCAAAACUCUCUGUUCCACCCCCCUUGAAUUUGCCCUCCUUGAGGAAAGAACAUGAAAGAUUUGAUUUGUCUGGGCCAGGCGGAGGUUCGGGUGGUGGCAUCGGUCCUGGAAAUGGGCCGAGGCCCACUUCAUCAGGUUUGGGCUGGACCAAGCCUGUGACAGCUACUGCUUCAUCAGAGAAGAAUGAGAGCAGUGUUGAUGUUCAUGUGACUGAUGGAAUGAAUGCUACUGAUGGAUUAAGUCGUGGCAGUAGUUCUUAUUUGCCAAUAUCAGCUCAAUCUGAUGAGCUUGGGGUUGCUCGUUCUGGUUAUCCUGGGGCAUUUCCACCAUCAGCAGAGAGAAUCACAGUUUUGAGAGGUGAGGAUUUCCCCUCUUUGCAGGCUGCAAGGCCUGUUUCAUCAGGCACAUCACAAAAACAGAAGGAUGCUUCGAACCAAAAACAGAAGCAGGCAGUAAGUGAGGAAACGUCUGAGGACAAGAGGGACAGUUACAAUUCAAGUUUGCUAGCUGAUAUGCGGAAACAGGGGCAGUCUUCACGUAGUACUGUUGGAAAUGAGUCAUUGGAGAAUGGUGGAGAAGUUCAUAGGAUGGGCAGUUUGCGAAUGGUAGAUCACGCUCGGAAGCAGGAAGAUUACUUUCCUGGUCCACUGCCACUGGUUCAGUUUAAUCCGAGAUCUGAUUGGGCUGAUGAUGAGCGUGACACUGGCCAUGCGUUUGCAGAACGGGGAAGAGAAGUUGUGGGUUCAAAAAUUGAAAAUUAUUGGGAUAGGGAUUUUGACUUGCCCAGACCCAAUGUUUUAAUGCAGAAGCCUGUUCAUAAUCAAAAUCAUUGGAGUCAACGAGACAAUAAAAAUAGAAAUGACCCAUAUAAACUGGACCCAUAUAACAGAGAUUUGAGAACAAAUAGUGGGGAAGGCAGGGAAGUCAACAAGUGGAGAACCUCAUCACUUCCUAAAAACGGAUUAAAUUCUCAAGAGGUUGGAAAUGACCGAUAUGGUGUCGGUGCGAGGACUGAUGGACCUAACAAUGCUGUGAAGGACAAUAAGUACAUUACACCACAUUUUGGUGACACUGGUAGAGAUGGAAGUGUGAUGGUUAAUCGGGAUUCUUCAUUUGGAAGGAAGGAUGUGGUACAUGUUCCAGAUGUGCGGCAGCAAUUUAACAAUUCAAUGGAAAUACAUAAUAAUCGAGAUCGUUAUGGUGCUGAACAAUUUAACAGGGAGAAACAUGCUUUUUCAAAAGGAGAUAAACUGUUUACGGAGGACCCCUUUUCCAAAGACUUUGGUUCUACGAGUUUCGACGAAGGGGAGCUCUUUUCCAGGGAUCUUGUUGGUGCAAUUAAGAGGAAGAAGGAUGUUGCUAAGCCGAAUGAUUUUCAUGAUCCUGUUAGGGAAUCUUUUGAGGCAGAACUUGAAAGAGUUCAGAAGAUGCAAGAACUUGAGAGGCAGAGGAUUAUUGAAGAACAAGAAAGAGCUUUGGAGCAAGCUCGAAGAGAAGACGAGGAGAGACUGAGAAGAAUCAGGGAAGAGGAAGAAAGGCAGCGAAGGUUAGAGGAGGAAGCUCGUGAAGCUGCUUGGAGAGAAGAACAGGAGAGACUGGAGGCUAUACGAAUAGCUGAAGAGCAAAGAAUUGCCAGGGAAGAGGAGAAGAAGACUACUCUUAUGGAGGAAGAGAGGAGGAAGCAAGCUGCCAAACAAAAGCUUUUGGAAUUGGAGGCUAUGAUGGCUAAGAGGCAGAGUGAAACUUCUAAUAUUGACGCUUCCGUGUCUAAUGUGAUUGUGGAUGAUAAAGUGGAUGCUGGGGUGAAGGAAAAAGAUAGCUCAGGGACUGUUGAUUUGGACAACUGGGAAGACAGUGAAAGAAUAGUGGCUAAGCUGAUGAUAACAGAACCGUUGGAUUCAUCUGCUUACAACGGACGUUCUGAUAUCAGUUCUAGGCCUUACCCUCAAGAAGUUGCUUCAAGCUUUUCUGACAGAGGAAAAAGUGUUAAUUCAUGGAAAAGGGAUAUGUUUGAAAAUGUGAGUAUGUUGCCCUUCCCAACACAGGACCACGAGAUUGGUCAUAACAGUCCGAGAAGAGAUGCAUAUGGUGGUGGCUGGACAGUUGCUAGGAAAGAAUUCUAUGGUGGAUCUGGAUACAUGAAUUCUAGGGCUUAUUCCAAAGCAGGCAUUCAAGAGCCUUUCUUAGAUGACUUUGGACGUCAGAAAGACCAUAGGUGGAACGUGCCAGGGGAUGUUGACUUGUAUAGCAAAAACAGGGACAUCAAUUCCGAUUUUCAUGAUAAUCUUGCAGAUAAAUAUGGUGAUAAUGGAUUGGGACAGGCCCGUUCUCGUAGUAGUACUUGUGCACCUUACCCAGAGCGACUGUGUGCAGAUGAGCUUUAUCCAUAUGGAAGGUCACGGCAUUCUAUGAAGCAGCCUCGCGUCCUCCCCCCUCCACUUGCUUCCUCUCAAAGAACUUCUUUCAGGGGUGUGAAGGAGCAUCCUGGUCCAUCAGCUGUCCUAGAUAAUGGCAUCCAUUAUCCUUACAGAGCAGGAAGUGAAUCCACUAGGCAGACAGGUUAUUAUGGGGGUAACCAGGAAGCCCUUGAAGCAUCCAGCCUUGUCGAACUGCGGCAAGAAAAUGCCCCUAAUGAAGACCAGAGAUUGAAGGACAUUUCAUCAAGAUGUGACUCACAAUCUUCACUAUCUGUUUCAAGUCCCCCCAACUCUCCGCCACAUCUCUCCAAUGAUGAAUUGGAUGAAUCUGGAGAUUCUCCUGUGAUAUCCAUAGUAGCAGAAGGAAAAAAGAAUCAGCAAUCUGCGAUUGAUUCUGUUAUCUUGAAUGAUCGUUCUGGAAAUGAAGCCAUGCUAAUAGCACCAGGUUCUACUUCUGCUGGUGAGGAUGAGGAGUGGACUCCUGAAAAUGAUGAUGAGUUGCAGCAGCAAGAGGAUUAUGACGAGGAUGAAGAUGGUUAUCAGGAAGAGGAUGAAGUGCGUGGAGGAUAUGAUGGGAAUCUUGAUCUGGACCCAAAAAUUGAAGAUUUGCAUCUCGAGGACAGAGAUUCUUCUCAUAUUUUGGACAAUGUGGUCUUAGGCUUUGAUGAAGGCGUUGAAGUUGUAAUACCAAGUGAUGAUUUUGCGAGAAAUUCAGGGACCAAAGAAAGCACAUUUGGAAUUUCUGGCACUCAUGUUCGUAUUGCGGAAGAACAAGGAGCUAUCAAUAGGGUUCGAGAUGAUGAACAAAGCUUUCUGACUGCAAAUGAUUCCUUUGGGACAAGCAAAGAUAGAUCCUCUCGGAAGGUCCAGGAAACUGAUAAGGUGUUGCCAGUGGCUACUGUUCAGCCUAUCAGUGCUCCUUGUGCCUUGUCUACAUCAGAUUUUUUAUAUGUCGAUGCCUCAGGUAGCUCUGGUUUACCUGCUCAACAACCUAUAUCAGCUUCAGGUGAUGUUACAUCUGGUGCUGGUGAGAUCAAUAUGUCAUCUAUGGCUUCUGCUGGGACUCGGGCUGACGUACCUGUUAAGCUUCAAUUUGGGCUGUUCUCUGGUCCAUCUCUGAUACCAUCUCCAAUUCCUGCCAUUCAGAUUGGUUCAAUACAAAUGCCCCUCCAUAUUCAUCCUCCUAUUGGUCCAUCUCUUACUCAUGUGCAUCCUUCACAACCUCCUCUCUUCCAAUUCGGUCAGCUGCGCUAUACAUCUCCUAUCUCCCAGGGAAUUUUGCCCAUGCCCCACCAAUCAAUGUCCUUUGUCCAGCCCAACAUGCAGGCCCAUUAUAAUCUGAAUCAAAAUGCUGGAGGCUGUGUGCCUAACCAACCUGCUGAAGAUGCUUCCCGACAUGCAGUAAAAGAUGAGGUGACCUCUCUCUCGGUUAAUAAGCAGUCUAGUUUGGUGUCAGGACAACCAGAGCAAUCUCAUGGGAACCUUCCCAGGGAAUUAGGUUCAGUUUUGGCAGAUGACAGUUCAAAAGGCAACUUUCUUAGACAUUCGAUCAGUUCUGGGGUUUCUGGUGCCUGUGAUAAGUUAGAAUCUGUUUCUCCAUCAGUAGAGAAAGGACAACGUGAUUCUGUUUCGAACAAUUACUUGUCAUCUUCAAAUGAGAAUAGAUCUGUAAGUCAGUUGCAGCGUGUACAACCAUCAUCGAAGUAUGUUUCUGGUGAGAAAAAUUUCGGUAGACCAAGACAUCAAGGCAUAGGGGGUAGCAGAGGGAGAAGUGGUGUGGUUCGUGUUUAUGAACAACCUGGCAUAGAAGCUCCCAGUGAUGAAGAUGACUUCAUUGAAGUGAGAUCCAAAAGGCAAAUGUUGAUCGAUCGACGUGAGCAGAAUCGACGUGAGCAGAGGGAAAAAGAAAUCAAAGCAAAAUCAAGGGUCACAAAGCUACUGCCCAAAUCUUGUGCUCCUAGACAAAGUGUUGUGGUCUCAACAAGUCCAAAUAAGCUUUCUGCACCACUGGCUAGACAAUCAUCAACCAACUAUCACUCGGAUUUUGUUGCCUCAGAGGAAAAAAGCUUGGGCGACAAAGAAGUAGUCGGAGGAACCACUGAAGUUUCCCAACCACUGGCUCCAAUUGGCACUCCUGCUCUGAAUACCGAAACUUCGGCUGAGACUCCAUCUCAUGCUAUCAUAUCCGUUCAAACAGAACCGGUUUCUGUUGUUUCUAAUGAAAGUGGAGAUGACCUAGAGACUGUGAAAAUGUUUGAGAACAAAAAUAAGAUUUUGGAUAAUUUCCAAUCAGCUGCGAGUACUUGGGGCACUGCAGGACUCAAUCAACAGGUUAUGGCCUUGACCCAGACUCAACUUGAGGAGGCUAUGAAGCCUGCUCGAUAUGAUUCACACAUUUCUGUUGAAGGCAAUUCCAGCACUGCUAGUGAUCCUGUCUUGGCAUCAUCAUCCAUGUUAACAAAGGAUAAGUCUCUUUCUUCUGGUGCAAGUCCAAUCAAUUCCCUGCUUGCUGGAGAGAGAAUUCAAUUCGGUGCUGUUACCUCUCCAACAGUCCUUCCUCCAAGUAGUCGUGUUGUUUCACAUGGGAUUGGGGCUCCGGGGUCCAAUCGACCUGACAUACAAAUGUCCCGCAAUCUAUCUGCUGAUGAGAAGGAUAGUUCUCUAUUUUUUGAAAAGGAGAAACACCCCAGUGACUCUUGUGUUACUCUACAAGAUAGUGAGGCUGAAGCUGAAGCAGCUGCUUCUGCAAUCGCUGUUGCGGCCAUCAGUAGUGAUGAGAUUGUUACCCAUGGGAUAGGAUCUGUAGGAUUGUCAGAUGCCAAAAACUUAAGAGGCUCUGACAUUGGUGGAAUUAUAGCAGCCGUAUCAGAAGAUCAGCAAUUGGUAAAUCAUUCGCGAUGUGAAGAAUCAUUAAGUGUAUCUCUUCCUGCUGAUCUUUCUGUUGAGACAACUCCAAUCUCCUUGUGGCAACCGAUGCCAAGUCCGCAGAGUUCUACACCCCAGAUGCUUUCUCGAUUUCCUGCAGGUCCACCUUCGCACUUCCCCUUCUAUGAAAUGAAUCCGAUGUUGGGGGGUCCAAUUUUCGCCUUUGGUCCAUGUGAAGAUUCUUCUGGCACCCAAUCACAACCCCAGAAUAGUACAGCAUCAAGUUCUGGACCUCCUGGUACCUGGCAACAAUGUCAUUCUAGCCUGGACUCAAUUUAUGGGCCGCCAGCUGGAUAUACUGGUCCUUUCAUUAGUCCUCCUGGUGGUAUUCCUGGAUUGCAGGGGCCUCCACAUAUGGUUGUCUAUAACCAUUUUGCUCCAGUGGGACAAUACGGACAGGUUGGUUUGAGUUUCAUGGGUACCACCUAUAUCCCUUCCAGUAAGCAAUCUGAUUGGAAACACAAUCCAACAUCUUCGGCCAUGCAUGUUGGUGAGGGAGAGAUGAGUAGUAUGAAUACUACUACUGCACAACGAAAUGCGUCCAACAUGGCUGCUCCUGUUCAACAUCUUGCCCCUGGAUCACCACUCUUGCCCAUUGCCUCCCCGUUGACCAUGUUUGAUGCAUCUCCAUUCCAGUCUGCCCCGGAUCUAUCUUUCCAAGUUCGCUGGCCACAUCUUCCUGCAUCACCACUUCACCCUCUUCCUCUCUCACGACCAUUGCAGCAAGAGGCAGAUGUACUGUCUUCUCAAGUCAGCCGUGGACAUUCGAUUGACCAAUCAUUAAAUGUCAAUAGGUUCUCUGAGUCUCGAAUUUCAACACCAUCAGAGAAUGACCCAACUUUUUCUGUGGCAGCAGAUUCAAAUAUUGCUCAGUUUCCUGCUGAGCUAGGAUUAGUAGGUACAUUGAGAUCCAUCAAUUCAGGCACAUCUGCCCAGAGUGGCAUCGAUCGAAGCUCCACCGGAAGUGCUACUGCCGAAUCUGGCAAGACUGACGUUGUUAAGAAUGGCAUUGACAAAAAUGGUAAGCACCAGAGCACUAAUUAUCUGAAGACUCAGCCAUUCCCUCAGAAGAAUUCAUCCACCCGGCAGAGUAAAUCCUCUGGCUAUAUUUAUCAAAGAGGUGGUGGGAUGUCCCAAAGAAACAAUGCAGGAAAUGAGUGGUCCUAUCGAAGAAUGGGUUUCCAUGGAAGGAACCAGUCUUCUGGUGCAGAGAAGGUUGGUCUAGGUUCAAAAAUGAAACAAAUAUAUGUGGCUAAACAAACCACAAGUGGGAGUUCUAAUGCAGCAGCAUGA